AAUUCUGUGUUUUAUAAAGAAUUUUUGUCUGUCCUCUGCUCUCACGUCUCUGCGGAUUUUCUUGCCAUUAUUCGCAGAAACGAAGAUCCCUCUCUCAAAAGAGUUUGAAGAAUUCUUCACGUGAAAGCUUCUUCAAGAUUUUGUUUCUUUGCAUAAGUAGAUCGUUGCAAGUUCAUUGGUGUUGGUAGUUCUUCUUUUGGUAAUUCAUUUAUUUACGGUUGUUUCAGCAAUUUUGGAGAGUGUAUGAUCAGAGAUUAAGGAUGUUAGGAGAUUUCAUCACCAGAUUUCUUGUGUUGCUUUUUGGAUAUGCAUACCCAGCAUUUGAAUGUUUCAAAUCUGUGGAGAAGAACAACGUGGAUAUUGAAGAAAUUAGAUUCUGGUGUCAAUAUUGGAUCAUUAUUGCUCUUGUAACGGUUUGUGAGAGGAUAGGAGACAUAUUUCUUUCAUGGUUGCCAAUGUAUGGUGAAGUGAAGCUGGCAUUUUUUAUCUACUUAUGGCAUCCAAAAACAAAGGGAACUGGCUAUAUCUAUGACACCUUGUUGAGGCCUUUGGUAGCAAGGCAUGAAACGGAUAUCGAAAGGAAGCUACAGGAGACGAAGGCUAGAGGUUGGGACUUUGCCAUCUACUACUGGAAUAUCUGCGCAGAACUGGGGCAAACUAAAUUCUUUGAAGCUCUGCAAUACUUGGCGCGUCAGUCAGGAAAGUUUACAAACGAUAACAGUGAGAAGAGCAAUGGCGAUGAACCUAGUGCUACGUCUCCAAAUGAGUUACCAUCAUUGGCCAAGAAUACUAGCGAGAACUCCAAGUCGCCACCAAGACCACCGACACCGCCUGGCAGCAGCACAAUCAACCGAGAAGUUGCUGGAUCACCAAAAUCCAAACGAGUACAAGUCCACCUCAAUGAGGAAACAGAAUCUGUUACCGCAAUGGACACGAACAACUCGACUGACCUUGAUUCUAAUGUCAAUGAAAAGCUCCACCAAUUUCGUAUGAGGCUACGAAGAUCAAAACCAAUGCAACAAUGAAAGAAAAAUGUAUUAAAAGAAAAACUGUACUAAGAAACAAACUCGCAAAAAAA
This is a messenger RNA of Populus euphratica (Euphrates poplar), 1078 nucleotides long. RefSeq names its product putative HVA22-like protein g. The transcript has 8 exons. NCBI's taxonomy places the organism in Eukaryota, Viridiplantae, Streptophyta, Magnoliopsida, Malpighiales, Salicaceae. The record is from RefSeq and is a predicted model, not a curated record. The coding region runs from base 261 to 1025 and encodes 254 amino acids.